This is a messenger RNA of Odobenus rosmarus divergens (Pacific walrus), 3594 nucleotides long. It is a transcript of the gene MED24, whose product is annotated as mediator complex subunit 24. NCBI's taxonomy places the organism in Eukaryota, Metazoa, Chordata, Mammalia, Carnivora, Odobenidae. The record is from RefSeq and is a predicted model, not a curated record. The transcript has 24 exons. The coding region runs from base 239 to 3175 and encodes 978 amino acids. Gene Ontology annotation, cellular component: mediator complex. Gene Ontology annotation, molecular function: transcription coregulator activity.
CACCCUUUUCUUAGUGCUCCAGUUGAUGCAGGAGGGAGGAACCCGACAGAAUCCCUUCCUUAUCCUCUUCCCCAUUUUUUCUUUCUAAUUCCUCUGCCUGCCUUAAAUCUUCCUAUAUCCGUUUCAUUCAACUCGGCCCUCCCCUGUUCUUUCCUUCAGAAUCCCCUCUCCCCUUCUCUUAGCUCAGUUUCUUCCACCUCAGAGCUGACCGCCACCGGCCCCUUCUCAGAGUGAAAUCAUGAAGGUAGUGAACUUGAAGCAAGCCAUUUUGCAAGCCUGGAAGGAGCGAUGGAGUGACUACCAGUGGGCAAUCAACAUGAAGAAAUUCUUUCCCAAAGGAGCCACCUGGGACAUUCUCAACCUAGCAGAAGCACUACUGGAGCAGGCCAUGAUUGGACCUUCCCCCAAUCCUCUCAUCCUGUCCUACCUGAAGUAUGCCAUUAGUUCCCAGUUUGAUGACUUUUCCCGGGACUUGUGUGUCCAGGCUUUGCUGGAUAUCAUGGACAUGUUUUGUGACCGACUGAGCUGUCAUGGCAAAGCCGAGGAGUGCAUCGGGCUGUGCCGGGCCCUUCUCAGCGCCCUCCACUGGCUGCUGCGCUGUACUGCAGCCUCUGCCGAGCGGCUCCGGGAGGGGCUGGAGGCCGGCGCUCCAGCUCCAGCGGCCGGGGAGAAGCAGCUUGCCAUGUGCCUGCUGCGCCUGGAGAAGACCCUCAGCAGCACCAAGAACCGGGCCCUGCUCCACAUCGCCAAACUAGAGGAGGCCUCCUCCUGGACUGCCAUUGAGCAUUCUCUCUUGAAGCUUGGGGAGAUCCUGGCCAGUCUCAGCAACCCCCAGCUCCGGAGCCAGGCUGAGCAGUGUGGCACGCUCAUUAGGAGCAUCCCCACAAUGCUGGCUGUGCACUCGGAGCAGCUGCAUAAGACUGGCUACCCCACGGUCCACGCGGUGGUCCUGCUCGAGGGCACCAUGAACUUGACAGGCGAGACACAGCCCCUGGUGGAACAGUUGAUGAUGGUGAAGCGCAUGCAGCAUAUUCCCACCCCACUUUUUGUCCUGGAAAUCUGGAAAGCUUGCUUCGUGGGGCUCAUCGAGUCUCCUGAGGGUACAGAGGAGCUCAAGUGGACAGCUUUUACCUUCCUCAAGAUCCCACAGGUUUUGGUGAAGUUAAAGAAAUACUGUCACGGGGACAAGGACUUUACCGAGGACGUCAGUUGUGCUUUUGAGUUCCUGCUGAAGCUCACACCCUUGCUGGACAAAGCUGACCAGCGCUGCAACUGUGACUGUACAAAAUUCCUACUCCAAGAAUGUAGCAAGCAGGGGCUUCUGUCUGAAGCCAGUGUGACCAACCUCAUGGCCAAGCGCGCAGCAGACCGGGAGCAUGCACCCCAGCUGAAAUCAGGAGAAAAUGCCAACAUCCAGCCCAAUCCUGGGCUGAUCCUCCGGGCGGAGCCCACUGUCACAAAUAUCCUUAAGACGAUGGAUGCAGACCACUCCAAGUCCCCAGAGGGCCUGCUUGGAGUCCUGGGCCACAUGCUGUCCGGGAAGAGUUUGGAUCUGCUGCUGGCUGCCGCUGCUGCCACUGGGAAGCUUAAAUCCUUCGCCCGGAAAUUCAUCAAUUUGAAUGAAUUUACGACACACGGCAAUGAAGAACUCGCCAAAGCAGCCUCCGUUCGCGCCUUGCUUUUCGACAUCUCCUUCCUCAUGUUGUGCCAUGUGGCCCAGACCUAUGGUUCAGAGGUGAUUCUGUCCGAGUCGAGCACAGGAGCACAGGUGCCCUUUUUUGAAACGUGGAUGCAGACUUGCAUGCCCGAGGAGGGCAAAAUCCUGAACCCUGACCACCCCUGCUUCUGGCCUGACUCCACCAAAGUGGAGUCCUUGGUGGCCUUGCUCAACAACUCCUCGGAGAUGAAGCUGGUGCAGAUGAAGUGGCACGAAGCCUGUCUCAGCAUUUCAGCGGCCAUCUUGGAGAUCCUCAAUGCCUGGGAGAAUGGGGUGCUGGCCUUCGAGUCCAUCCAGAAAAUCACAGAUAAUAUCAAGGGGAAGGUGUGCAGUCUGGCAGUGUGUGCUGUGGCUUGGCUCGUGGCCCACGUGCGGAUGCUGGGGCUGGACGAGCGUGAGAAGUCGCUGCAGAUGAUCCGCCAGCUGGCGGGGCCGCUGUACAGUGAGAACACUCUGCAGUUCUACAACGAGAGGGUGGUGAUCAUGAGCUCAAUCCUGGAGCACAUGUGUGCUGACGUGCUGCAGCAGACAGCCACCCAGAUCAAGUUCCCGUCCACGGGCGUGGACACAAUGCCCUACUGGAACUUGCUGCCCCCCAAGCGGCCCAUCAAGGAAGUGCUGACGGACAUAUUCGCCAAGGUGCUGGAGAAGGGCUGGGUGGACAGCCGCUCCAUCCACAUCUUUGACACCCUGCUGCACAUGGGAGGUGUCUACUGGUUCUGCAACAACCUGAUUAAGGAGCUGUUGAAGGAGACGCGGAAGGAGCACACGCUGCGGGCGGUGGAGCUGCUCUACUCCGUCUUCUGUCUGGACAUGCAGCAAGUGACCCUGGUCCUCUUGGGCCAUAUCCUGCCGGGGCUGCUCACCGAUUCCUCCAAGUGGCACAGCCUCAUGGACCCCCCCGGCACUGCUCUUGCCAAGCUAGCCGUCUGGUGUGCCCUGAGUUCCUAUUCCUCCCAUAAGGGACAGGCGUCCUCCCGCCAAAAGAAGAGACACCGUGAAGACAUCGAGGAUUAUAUCAGUCUCUUCCCCUUGGAUGACAUGCAGCCCUCAAAGCUGAUGCGACUGCUGAGCUCCAAUGAGGAAGACGCCAACAUCCUUUCAAGUCCCACUGACCGCUCCAUGAGCAGCUCCCUGUCAGCCUCCCAGCUGCACACGGUUAAUAUGAGAGACCCGCUGAACCGAGUCCUGGCCAACCUGUUCCUGCUCAUCUCCUCCAUCCUGGGGUCACGGACCGCCGGCCCGCACACUCAGUUUGUGCAGUGGUUCAUGGAGGAGUGUGUGGACUGCCUGGAGCAGGGCAGCCGGGGCAGCAUCCUGCAGUUCAUGCCCUUUACCACUGUAUCAGAGCUGGUGAAGGUGUCAGCCAUGUCCAGCCCCAAGGUGGUUCUGGCCAUCACGGACCUCAGCCUGUCCCUGGGCCGCCAGGUGGCUGCCAAGGCCAUUGCUGCGCUCUGACGGGCUUGGGGUGGCCGCAGGGGCCGUCUGGGGGACCACAGCCCCAGGUGCCUCAGAAGGGAACAGUGAGGAAAGAUGAGACAUCAUUGCUCAUAUCCACGUGAUGUAAGAGCCCUGUGUCAUUUCCAGAUCAUUCCCCUAUCCUGACAUCUGACCUCUAAGACGUCUCCCAGUUUCUUUCAUAAUUUCCUCUGCCCACAGCCAGCACCUAAAGAGUGUGCGCAGCCUGGCUCUUAGCCCAGGGCCCUCAGCACCCCAUAUCCCUGCCUUGCCUGCCUCCCCUGCCUCCCCCUCCCAACAGUAGAUGUAGCUCUGGGAACUUUGCAGGUGCAGAGUAUGUAUAUUUAUAUUUUUGUAACACAUGAGGGAAGUUCCCCUCAGCUCAUUGUAAAUAAAGAUCUUUGUGGGUCCCUGUGUGA